Molecule: messenger RNA, 2150 nt
Organism: Schizophyllum commune H4-8
Lineage: Eukaryota; Fungi; Basidiomycota; Agaricomycetes; Agaricales; Schizophyllaceae
Exons: 5
Coding region: 42-1805 (587 amino acids)
Source: RefSeq, a predicted model, not a curated record
GCGACGGCGAAUGAUGUGCGUGUCUUCCUGCUUUCCCGCUCAUGGUCCAGCUUUCCUUGGUAUCCAACAAAGGCAACUCGGGUGUCCGCUACUUCCCGUACACGGGCUACCUCGGCCUCACACCCAUCAAGGUAGAGGGUGCUGUCAUCACCAAGCUGGACGCGGACCGCAAACCCCUCCUUGCCAAAUGCAUCACCAUCGCCGUCCGCUGCUAUGAAGCACGCGUCGGUCGCGCAGGCAUAUCACGCGCGCACACCUUGGCCGAGUACACACAAACUCUCUGGUCCAAGCCCGAAGACCAACAAUACGCCGACGUUGCCGACCUCGAACUCCCAUUCCGCAUAUCUAUCCCCUCCAAAGUCGGAGGCCACAGCACAUGUUCUUUCGUGGAGUACAGGUGCUUCUGGAGGAUAGAGGCUUGCAUCGACCAUAUACCCAUAUCGGCCGUCGGCACACGCAAGACGAAACACUUCGAACUCGCGUUCGUGCGCUACGACGUUCCCCCCGAGCUGCCCUUGCCAUUACCCCGUCAACGUCUUCACCUACUCGCCGGCCGACAAGGCAUAUCACAAAUUCGCUAUCACUUGGAACCUCCCACCGCCGCAAUCGGCCCACUUGACCUAGUGUCAAUCCCGAUCAGCGUGCUACCCUUACAACAGCCAGUGUCUGUGCGGGGUGCUUCAGUCACGAUCGAACGUCGCAUUCAAUUCAGUGAUACGGCCGCCGCUUCAUCCUCAUCACCUGCAUCUCCCUCAUCCUCCCCCGCAUCGUACUCGCAUAUGCCCACCCGACAUAAGAACGACUCCGCCAUGUCCUUGUCUAGCGACCCCUCGUCAACAAUGGCUCCCUCUUCAUCAUCGACCAUCACCCCGGACACUGCCUAUAAUGCGCCAUCUCUGGCAGACUUGGCGUCCACAUCUGAACUACCCCUGCUACCACCACCGCCGCCUGUGGAACCCCAACCAGCAUCCUCGUCUUCCAAGGUUCACAUUAGCCACAUCAUUGGUGGUCAGUCUUCCGGCCCGUUCGCUGUCACGGACUCCGGUGUCUGCAACAAGACGCUCACUGUCCAAUGGCCUGCCAUGAAGUCCCACACGCGCUGGGCUAUCGGCGAGACCAUGCAGACUGAGUUGGCCUCAAUCAAAUACUUCGCAUGUAUCAAGCUGGAGCUAAGUACUGCGAAAGGCCACGAGAUUGUCGAUCUUGCACCCCAGGAGCUCCUCGUUGUGUCGACGAACCAAUCCGAACGUCAAGUCGCCAUCACCAAGUAUAAUGAGAUCCUUGCUACAGAGCGCUCCCGCUCCAAGUCCAAGUCUCCGAGACGAACCCGCAAUCCUCAGCUCCCGGAACCUCUACCACCAACCCCAGCCAACCCCAUCGUCAUUCCCUCCUCAUCCAACGACCGCCGGGCAUCCCGUAAAACCCCACGGCGGCCCCACACCAGCUCCGGCGCGACGCAUACACCUACCCUCUCCUUCAGUACCAGAGACACCAAGCCAAAGCACGCCUCCGCUAUUGUCAAUUUGGGUCCCGGCGCCACAUAUGGCUAUGACACGGUGCACGCUCCAAAGUCGUAUAUCGCUCCCAAGAUCGCCACGGUGUCGAGUGGUGGCAGCGCUAUCAGCGGCUUCAGCACGUCCAGCCGAGGCAGCGCGAGCGAAGACGAGCGACGGCGAGCCUCCAAGGUCGCGGACGAUGCCAAGAUUCGCGCCUGGGAGGAGGAGCUUGCGAGGAUCGAGGCGCAGAGCCGACGCUCAAGCGACCUCCUCGGCUUCGGACGCAAGUUACGGCGGCUGGUACGAUGAGAUGUGGGGUAGAUUCGAGGGUGCGUCCAUGUGCAGUAGCGCUGCACGGUAACCUCUGGGCUUUGGUUGGCUUUCACGGACCUUGGAUUCACGUUGUUCAUCGCUAUCGAUCCAUACUGCAUUGCCAUGUGUAACAUUAUUCUACAUGCACUUUCUGUCCACUGCAUCAAUCGCAUACCCGAAUAUGAGGAUAUGCUCGUCGUCUCCAUCUGCAGGAGACCCCCUUCAGUGAUAGGCAUCGCCGACGCAACUCCCGAGUCCCCAACACAUCACGCAACGGAACCUCGAGGUCGCUGCUCUAGCGUGGUGACGUAACAUCGGCGUCUUCCGCCGGCUAUUUGCGGC